ACUCCUACCUCCCAGCGAAACACCACACCUCUCCCCGUCGACGCAAGCAGCAGCAGCGGCACCCAUGGCCCCCAAGGCGGAGCAGAAGCCGGUGGUGGAGAAGGCCGAGAAGACCACGGCGGGGAAGAAGACCAAGGCCGAGAAGAGGCCGCCGGCGUCCAAGGAGGGCGGCCCUGACAAGAAGGGAAAGAAGAAGUCCAAGAAGAGCGUGGAGACGUACAAGAUCUACAUCUUCAAGGUGCUGAAGCAGGUGCACCCGGACAUCGGCAUCUCCUCCAAGGCCAUGUCCAUCAUGAACUCCUUCAUCAACGACAUCUUUGAGAAGCUUGCCGGCGAGUCCGCCAAGCUGGCCCGAUACAACAAGAAGCCAACCAUCACGUCCCGGGAGAUCCAGACAUCCGUCCGCCUCGUCCUCCCCGGCGAGCUCGCCAAGCACGCCGUCUCUGAGGGCACCAAGGCCGUCACCAAGUUCACCUCCUCCUAGAUGGGCUGCUCCCUGCCACGCUGGCCGAUCGAUGCCGCUCUCUAGUUAGUUAGCUGUUCCUACUGUGUCAUCUUGUAAGUUUCAUGAACUGGAGAAAUAGUAACAGUGCUGAUUUAUUCUGUUUUAA
Triticum dicoccoides is the source of this 611-nucleotide messenger RNA. Its product is annotated as histone H2B.3-like. Lineage: Eukaryota; Viridiplantae; Streptophyta; Magnoliopsida; Poales; Poaceae. The coding region runs from base 65 to 484 and encodes 139 amino acids. Gene Ontology annotation, molecular function: structural constituent of chromatin; DNA binding; protein heterodimerization activity. The record is from RefSeq and is a predicted model, not a curated record. The transcript has a single exon. Gene Ontology annotation, cellular component: nucleosome.